This is a messenger RNA of Talaromyces proteolyticus, 1321 nucleotides long. Its product is annotated as putative N-acetyltransferase family protein. The record is from RefSeq and is a predicted model, not a curated record. Lineage: Eukaryota; Fungi; Ascomycota; Eurotiomycetes; Eurotiales; Trichocomaceae. Bases 176 to 1183 code for a protein of 335 amino acids. The transcript has 2 exons. Gene Ontology annotation, molecular function: acetyltransferase activity.
AUUAUACGCUUGGUCUAAAAACAAUUGUGAGGGUUGCACGCGUGGGGGACCUUUUUCCUUCCUGCUUUCUUAAAGUCUUCCCUGUUCUAUACUCUGUAGAAAUUCGACGCUUGUCCAAGGGAAAAAAUAAAAGGGAAAUACAACUAAAAUUAGCUUUCCUAGCAGACUGAAGGCCAUGGAAAAGCCGGAAUGGGCGCAACGCCAAACCUAUACCCUCAAACAGCUCCACCAGUAUUUUGAUCGCAUCGCUUUGCCACCAACAGUCCGGACAGCCUUACUUUCGGGUAAAAACACAGUAGAUGUUGAUAAACAUGAUGAAAAGACUCGGUUGGAUUUGUUGACUACACUACAACGGUACCACCUAGCAGCUGUUCCAUUCGAGAAUGUCUACCUUCACUACUCAACACACCACACUAUCUCUAUCGAUGAACAGGAGCUAUUUCACAAAAUCGUCGAGCGGGGUAGCGGCUAUGGGGGGUAUUGCUUGGAGAACAAUGGGCUCUUUGGAACUGUCUUGCGCAGCUUGGGCUACAACGCGUAUUCAGCGGGGGCUCGGGUGAACGAGGCGGCGCAGCCGGUGGCAGCCGGGAAGAACUGGAAGGGCCCUAAAUUCGAUGGUUGGAAUCAUAUGGUGAACCUGGUGACGAUUGGUAUAAACCAGUAUCUGGUUGACGUGGGGUUUGGUUCCAACGGACCACACUCACCUAUCCCUCUGGUGGCGGGGAAGACUUUCUUCAAUUAUGGCAAGCAGACCGGUCGUCUACGUCAAGGAACCCUGCUCCAGCACGUCAACAGCAGCCAUCAGCAGGAGCUGUGGCAUUACGAGUUUCAGAAUGGAGAUGAAACUGCGCCGUGGACUCCCGCCUAUGCCUUUACUGAGGUUGAAUUCACGCCGGAUGACUUUGAGAUCAUUAACUUCUUCAUGUCCACUCACAGAUCCAGCUGGUUUACAUUCUAUGUUGUUCUCUCGCGCAUGAUAUUAGAUGAUGCGGGCGAACAGAUUAUCGGUGACCUGACACUGUUCAACGACGAGGUUAGACGUCGCGUUGGUGGCACAGUAGAGCUGUUGCAAAAGCUCGAGUUAGAGGAUGACCGUGUCGCGGCACUCGAUAAAUACUUCCAAAUCCGCCUAUCCAGGAGCGAACGGGCGGGAAUCAAAAGGUCGGUUGCUCAGAUUUUGUGAUCAUUAUUGUGUGAAGUGAAUAGAGACUAUAUGUAUUUCUUGUUUCUAGUAUUUUAAUCAUUACUAGCGUUCUUCGUGUGUAAAUUCUAAUUUCCCGAGUAGCCGAAUGCUUCAGGCUAUUUUGGUCUGGUCCGGCAA